Molecule: messenger RNA, 1335 nt
Organism: Psammomys obesus (fat sand rat)
Lineage: Eukaryota; Metazoa; Chordata; Mammalia; Rodentia; Muridae
Gene: Spout1
Product: SPOUT domain containing methyltransferase 1
Exons: 13
Coding region: 28-1335 (435 amino acids)
Biological process (GO): miRNA processing; maintenance of centrosome location
Cellular component (GO): kinetochore; spindle pole centrosome; mitotic spindle
Molecular function (GO): miRNA binding
Source: RefSeq, a predicted model, not a curated record
UGGCAGGCGUGUGGUGUCCCGGGAAACAUGGCGGAGAAGCCGAGGAAACGUCCGUGUGGCCCGGGUGAACACGGCCAAAGGGUUGAAUGGCGAAAAUGGAAGCAGCAGAAGAAAGAGGAGAAGAAGAAGUGGAAGGACCUCAAGAUAAUGAAAAAACUAGAGAGGCAGCGUGCUCAGGAGGAACAGACUAAGCGCCAGGAGGAGGAGGCUGCUGCGCAGAAGAGCAACCUAGGACGGCCUUACACUCUGAGUGUGGCCCUGCCAGGCUCCAUCCUGGACAACGCACAGUCACCUGAGCUUCGCACCUACCUGGCUGGCCAGAUUGCCAGAGCCUGCACCAUCUUCUGUGUGGAUGAGAUUGUGGUGUUCGAUGAGGAAGGCCAAGAUACCAAAACUGUGGAAGGGGAAUUCAAGGGGGUUGGCAAGAAAGGGCAGGCGUGUGUGCAGCUGGCCCGCGUCCUGCAGUACCUGGAGUGUCCUCAGUACCUGAGAAAGGCGUUCUUCCCCAAACACCAGGAUCUUCAGUUUGCAGGGAUCCUCAAUCCCUUGGAUAGUCCUCAUCACAUGCGUCAGGAUGAGGACUCUGAGUUCCGAGAAGGUGUUGUGGUGGACCGGCCCACCAAGGCAGGCCAUGGCUCUCUGGUCAACUGUGGCAUGAAGAAGGAGGUGAAGAUUGACAAGAAACUGGAACCCGGACUUCGGGUGACCGUGCGACUGAACCAGCAGCAGCUCCCAGAAUGCAAGACAUACAAGGGAACAGUCGUGUCAUCGCAGGACCCCCGCACCAAAGCUGGCCUCUACUGGGGCUACACUGUUCGACUGGCCUCCUGUCUCAGUGCCGUGUUUGCUGAGGCUCCCUUCCAGGAUGGGUACGACCUGACUAUUGGGACAUCAGAACGAGGCUCCAGCGUGGCCUCUGCCCAGCUGCCCAGCUUCAGGCAUGCUCUUGUGGUGUUUGGGGGCCUCCAAGGGCUAGAAGCUGGAGUAGAUGCUGACCCCAACCUUGAAGUGGCUGAACCCAGUGUCCUCUUCGACUUUUAUGUCAACACGUGUCCUAGCCAGGGCAGCCGUACCAUCCGCACUGAGGACCUUUGCUUUCCUGGUGAUAUGCUGUGUGAAGUAUUCUACAAGGCCUGGGCAUCCACUGGCUGUGUGGCACCGUCCCCGAGGAAGCCAUACUCAUCUCCCUGGCUGCUCUGCAGCCUGGUCUCACCCAGGCGGGUUCCCAGACCACCUGACAGCGUUGUGCAUCCAGGAUGUAGAGGAAGCAGCAGGAAAUGGAGGGUCACCGGGAAAAGCAAUUGUCAAGACUUAUCCAAAAAUAACCACCUUUAA